UGACCCAUUGUCCGCGGCUGCUUCUCCUAUUGGAGGAAUACCACGUUUCGGGCGCCUGGUGGGAAAUGCGACUAUUUGCAGACAAAAUGUGAUUGGCAAUACUAUCCGCCAUGUGGGAGGAAUGGCUGUUGUAAUUGCACUUGUUGAGGCUGCUGAAUCUAGAGAUAUGUUACAUAUGGCUCUUUCAUUGCUUGCAUGUGCCCUUCAUCAGAAUUCUCAGAAUGUAAAGGAUAUGGAAACAUACAAGGGCUAUCAUUUACUAGCUCUGUUUUUACGUCCCAAGAUGGCCCUUUUUGACAUGCAAUGUUUGGAGAUGUUUUUCCAGAUUUCUGCAUGCGAAGCGUUCUUUUCAGAGCCAAAGAAGUUGGAGAGGGGACAGACUACCAUUAGUAUGUCACCUACGAAGAAUAUGCCCGAAAACAAUUAUGAGGAUAUUAGUCUGUCAAAGUUUCAAUCUGAAACUUCUUCAGUUGGAUCUCAUGGAUAUAUGGAUGAUUUUUCAGCGCCCAAAGAUUCUUUUAGUCAGUUAUCUGAGCUAGAAAUUGGAGAUAUUCCUGUUGAAACUUCAAAUUGCAUUGUCUUAUCCAAUGCAGAUAUGGUGGAACAUGUCCUCCUGGACUGGACUCUCUGGGUGACAGCCCCUGUUUCCAUCCAGAUCGCCUUACUUGGUUUCCUGGAGAAUCUGGUCUCAAUGCUUUGGUACAGGAGUCACAAUCUUACAAUCCUGCGCCGAAUCAACCUGGUAGAACACUUGUUAGUAACACUUCAACGAGGGGAUGUGGAAGUUCUUGUCCUAGAAAAACUAGUUGUUCUUCUUGGAUGCAUCUUAGAAGAUGGGUUCCUUACUUCUGAGCUUGAAAAUGUUAUUAGGUUUGUGAUUAUGACAUUUAAUCCACCUGAAAUAAAGUCUCGAAACUCACCAAGGCGAGAGUCAAUGGGAAAGCAUGUAAUUGUGAGAAACUUGCUUUUGGAAAUGCUUAUUGACCUCCAGGUAACUAUAAAAGCAGAAGAACUGCUGGAGCAGUGGCAUAAGAUGGUAUCAUCAAAAUUAAUAACGUACUUCCUUGAUGAAGCUGUGCAUCCUACUAGUAUGAGAUGGAUCAUGACUCUUCUCGGUGUUUGCCUGGCUUCUUCCCCAAACUUUUCUCUUAAAUUUUCUACAAAUGGAGGUUAUCAGGGGCUGACACGGGUACUUCAAAGCUUUUAUGAUUCCCCAGACAUAUAUUACAUUUUGUUCUGCUUGAUAUUUGGGAAACCUGUUUAUCCAAGACUACCUGAGGUCCGGAUGUUAGACUUUCAUGCACUAGUGCCGAAUGAUGGAAGCCAUGUAGAGUUGAAGUUUUUAGAUCUGUUCGAUUCAGUGGUUGCCAUGGCUAAAUCUACAUUUGACAGAUUGAUCAUGCAAUCAAUGAUUGCCCACCAGUCUGGAAACCUUUCACAGGUGAGCGCUAGCUUUGUAGCUAAGCUUGUUGAGGGAAAUGUAGAUAUGACAGGGGAGCUUCAAGGGGAUGCUUUAAUGCAUAAAACAUACGCGGCACGGUUGAUGGGUGGCGAAGCAUCAGCUCCUGCUGCUGCGACAUCUGUUAUCCGUUUCAUGGUUGAUCUUGCAAAGAUGUGCCCUCCAUUUUCAGCUGCUUGCAGAAGAGCAGAAUUUCUCCAAAAUUGUGCUGAUCUUUACUUUUCGUGUGUCAGGGCUGCUCAUGCUGUGCAGAUGGUCAAACAGCUCUCAAUGAAAGCAGAGGAGCAGAGUCUAAGUGGUGGCGAUGAUAAUAGCACACAAGGCGUUUUCUCAAACUUGCCUCACGAUCUGGACCAGUCCACAAAAACCUCCAUCAGUGUUGGAAGCUACCCUCAAGAGCAGGUCAGUGUGAGUUCUGAAGGCAUGCCUUUACCUUCAGAUUAUGUGGUUACUGAUAAGAUGGAGAAGAUUCAUACAACACCGUCAGGGGAUUCAGAAAAAUCAUUUCAAGAUCGUGAGUAUGUCAAGAAACUAGAUGGUGAGCAUGUUAGCCCUGUAUCAGCUUCCAGUGAUCUGGAAUUUCGAGACCUUAAAGGUAAAUUAAGUCAAAUUCAGCCAACAGAUUCUCAGAGUUCUGAAUCCUUCUCGAUGUUAGAGUCUCCCCAUGUAUCUGAAAAAUCAAGUCUCAAAGGUCCAUUCACUUCUUCAGCAUCUCCGCUUUCAUUGCAUAUCUCAGUUAGUGAGUUUGAUGCAUCUUCAGAUCACAAGUCAGUUUCACAAAAUUCAUCUGCUGCCCAUACAUUGUUUAAAAUUAGUCCAAAUCUUCUCCUCAAAACUGAUGAAUCUGGGUAUGGUGGUGGGCCGUGUUCCGCUGGAGCAAGUGCGGUGCUAGAUUUUAUGGCAGAGAUAUGUGCCGACUUAAUGACUGAGCAGAUGAAAGCAGUACAGGCUUUGGAAAGCAUUUUAGAAAUGAUUCCUUUAUAUGUGGAUCCUGAAUGUGUUCUAGUAUUCCAAGGCUUAUGCCUAAGCAGAGUCAUGAACUAUCUUGAAAGGCGUCUCGUGCGUGAUGAUGAAGAGGAUGACAAAAAACUAGACAAAAGAAAAUGGUCUGCAAACUUGGAUGCAUUUUGCUGGAUGAUUGUGGAUCGUGUCUAUAUGGGCGCUUUUCCUCAACCAGCUGGAGUCCUUAGAACCCUCGAGUUCUUGUUAUCAAUCCUGCAAUUAGCUAACAAAGAUGGUAGGGUUGAAGAAUUCACUUCUUCAGGAAAAGGUCUGUUAUCCAUUGGAAGAGCAACCAAGCAACUAGAUGCAUAUGUUCACUCAAUCCUGAAGAACACAAAUAGAGCAAUAUUAUAUUGCUUCCUACCAUCGUUCUUGAUAACUAUUGGAGAGAACAACAUGCUUUCACGUCUGGGCUUGCUUGUUGAAUCUAACAAGAGGCAACCCUCAGAUGAGGAAUCCGGAAUUGAUAUCUCAACAGUUCUUCAGUUGUUGGUGGCAAACAAGAAUAUCAUAUUAUGCCCAAGCAAUCUUGAUACAGAUUUGAAUUGCUGUCUGUGUGUAAAUUUAAUCUCUCUACUCCAUGACCAGAGAAAGAAUGUGCAAAACAUGGCAUCUAACAUUGUCAAACAUAUGCUGGUUCACCGAAAGUCUGCUUUUGAGGAUUUGCUUGUCAGAAAACCACAUCGAGGACAAACCCUCGAUGUACUACACGGAGGUUUUGAUAGAUUGCUGACUGGAAAUCUUCCAGAAUUCUCUAAGUGGCUUGAGAGCUCCGAACAAACUGUAAAGAAAGUAUUGGAUCAUGGUGCUGCGGUUAUGUGGACUCAGUACAUAGCUGGCUCAGCAAAAUUCCCUGAUGUUAGGAUGAAAGGCAUGGAUGGUCGUCGUACGAGAGAGAUGGGAAGAAAAUCACGAGAUAUGUCGAAGUUAGACAUGAAACGCUGGGAGCAGCUAAAUGAGCGAAGACAUGCACUUGAAAUAGUGCGUGACACAGUGUCCACUGAGCUUAGAAUUGUCCGGCAAAACAAAUAUGGUUCGAUACUUCAUGCCGAGAGUGAGUGGCAAAAUCAUCUCCAACAGCUUGUCCACGAGCGAGGUAUAUUCCCAUUGCGUGUUUGCCAAGGAUCUGGAGAUCUUGAAUGGCAACUCUGUCCUAUUGAAGGUCCAUACAGAAUGCGGAAAAAGCUUGAACCAUGUUGCCUGAAAGUGGAUGGCAUCCGUAACUUACUAGAAGGGAAGUUGGAACUUGAAGAAAUUGAGCUACCCAAACCGAAAAACGAAGAUGGGUUGGUUAUUUUUGAUAACGAUUGUGAGCCAGAUUUCCUGCUAAGUGAACUUUACAGCGAAUCCUUUGUCGAAGAAGCUGAUGAUGUUAAGGAAAUUCCUUCUGUUAGAAAUGGAUGGGAUAACGAUGGAGGCAGUAGUUCAAGUGAAACGAGUGUUCAGAACGCUCUCGAUUUUAGUGGCAAGUCUAGUGGUACAAUAUCUGUUCUAAUCAGCGAAAACACAUAUGAAAAAUCAGAGACUGGAUCUCCAAGAGGGUCAUCUUCUGGUAAUAUGGAUGAAACAAGAGAUGUGGAGGAAGAAUCAGAGAAGGAACUUAACGAUGAUGGUGAGUAUUUGAUCAGACCAUAUCUGGAACAUCUUGAAAAGAUUAGGUUCCGAUACAACUGUGAGAGAGUUGUUGGUUUAGACAAACAUGAUGGGAUUUUCCUGAUAGGAGAACUAUGCCUAUAUGUUAUAGAGAGUUUUUAUAUCGACGAUCAUGGCUGUAUCUGUGAGAAGGAAAGUGAAGACGAAUUAUCCAUUAUCGAUCAGGCUUUGGGUGUGAAAAAGAAUGUCACUGAAAGCUUGGAGUUCCAGUCCAAGUCUAGCCCACAAUGGAGUACAAAUAUGAAAACCGGAGCUGUAGGGGCAAGAGCAUGGGCAUAUGGCGGUGGGGCUUGGGGGAAGGAAAAAGUGCGCGUGACCGGUAACUUGCCACAUCCUUGGCGUAGGUGGAAGUUGGAUAGUAUUCAUGAAAUUUUGAAACGUGAUUAUGAGCUGCGUCCAGUUGCUGUUGAGUUAUUUAGCAUGGAUGGAUGUACUGAUCUCCUUGUGUUCCACAAGAAAGAGAGGGAAGAAGUCUUUAGAAAUCUUAUUGCCAUGAAUCUUCCAAGGAACCGCAUGCUGGAUACAACCAUUUCAGGAUCAGCGAAACAGGAAAGUAAAGAGGGAAGUCGUCUUUUCAAGUUAAUGGCAAAGUCAUUCACCAAAAGAUGGCAAAAUGGAGAGAUCAGCAAUUUUCAAUACCUAAUGCAUCUCAACACCCUAGCCGGACGUGGAUACAGUGAUCUCACUCAGUAUCCGGUAUUUCCAUGGAUUCUAGCAGAUUAUGACAGCGAGAGUCUUGAUUUGUCAGAUCCAAUGUGUUUUCGGAAGUUUGACAAACCAAUGGGUUGCCAGACGCCUGAAGGAGAAGAAGAAUUUAGGAAACGAUAUGAGAGCUGGGAUGAUCCAGAAGUGCCAAAGUUUCAUUAUGGUUCUCACUAUUCAAGUGCAGGAAUUGUUCUCUAUUAUCUCAUUCGCCUCCCACCUUUCAGUGCUGAAAACCAGAAGCUCCAGGGUGGUCAUUUUGAUCAUGCUGAUCGACUUUUCAAUAGUAUUAGAGAAACUUGGCUAAGUGCAUCUGGGAAAGGAAAUACAUCAGAUGUGAAAGAACUAAUUCCUGAGUUCUUCUACAUGCCCGAAUUCUUAGAAAAUAGAUUUAACCUUGAUUUUGGUGAAAAACAGUCAGGAGAAAAGGUGGAUAAUGUCUUUUUACCUCCUUGGGCUAGAGGGAGUGUUCGUGAAUUCAUCCGCAAGCACAGAGAAGCGUUGGAGUCUGAUUAUGUUUCAGAGAAUCUGCAUCAUUGGAUAGAUCUCAUCUUUGGGUACAAACAGAGAGGAAAGGCUGCAGAGAAAGCUGUGAAUGUUUUCUAUCAUUACACCUAUGAGGGGAAUGUGGAUGUUGAUGCAGUUACGGAUCCUGCCAUGAAAGCAUCUAUACUAGCGCAGAUUAAUAAUUUUGGACAAACGCCUAAGCAACUGUUUCAGAAGCCUCAUGCUAAACGAAGGACGGACAGAAAAAUCCCUCUGCACCCUCUGAAACACUCGACGCAUCUUGUUCCUCGCGAAUUACGCAAAUGCUCAUCAUCUAUAAACCAGAUCAUCACUUUCCAUGACAAGUUGCUUGUCGCCGCCUCAAACUGUUUCCUGAAACCGAGAGGCUAUAGGAAAUACAUAAGAUGGGGUUUCCCGGACAGAAGCUUGAGAUUUAUGAGCUAUGAUCAGGACAAGCUCUUAUCCACCCAUGAAAAUCUCCACGAAGGCAACCAGAUCGAGUGUGCUGGUGUUAGUCACGAUGGGCGCAUCGUCGUCACCGGAGCAGAUGAUGGUCUGGUUUCUGUGUGGAGAGUCAGCAAGGAUGGUCCGCGUGGCUCGCGGCGUUUACGGUUAGAGAAAUCCCUUUGUGCACACACAGCCAAGGUCACUUGUCUGCGUGUAAGCCAACCUUACAUGAUGAUUGUGAGCGGUUCAGAUGACUGUACAGUUAUCAUAUGGGAUCUCAGUUCAUAUAAUUUUGUGAGGCAGCUCCCUGAAUUCCCAGUUCCUGUUUCCGAAAUCUACAUAAAUGAUCUUUCAGGAGAGAUCAUAACUGCUGCUGGAACUUUACUCGCAGUGUGGAGCAUCAACGGCGAUUGCCUUGCCGUGGUUAACACAUCACAGUUGCCAUCCGAUUUUAUAGUGUCAUUAACAUGCUCGACGUUUUCUGACUGGCUGGAAACAACUUGGUAUGUGACUGGUCAUCAAAGCGGGUCUCUUAAAGUGUGGCAGAUGGUACAUUGCACUGAUCCCGUUGGUGCUGAGAUCAAAGCUGCUAGCAACAGAACAGGAUGGACAAAUCUUGUGCCGGAAUACAAGUUGCUUCUACACAAGGAAUUGGAUUGCCAUAAGCAACCGGUCACAGCUCUGCACCUCACGGCCGACCUGAAGCAAUUGCUGAGUGGUGAUUCUGGUGGACGGUUGAUUUCAUGGACAGUUCCAGACCAGAUACUAAAAGCUACACUCAAAAGUGCUCUCAUAGCUCAGAAUCUUAAGCAUCAUCAUGUAGAAGCUAGGAUUAGAAUCUAAAGCAAUCACUAAUGGUAGAUGAGAAUCAGAAUGUUCAAUGUAUUUGAUCGAAAAAUGGUGAAGCAGCAAAGGGAGGGAGAAACUGGUACAAUAAUAACUUACAGGCUUUUGUGUUGAGAAUUUGUGUAGAUAGAGCUAAUAGGAAAUUUAUGUAAAGUAAUAGUACAGUCCCAUCUCUAAAUUCUCAGAUGCAAAUUUUGUAAUCAUUUAAAUGUUUUUACUGUAGCUUAGAAACUUAUAAAACAAUGGGUUCAACAUUAACGGUGAUACUUCUGUUUUGAAACUGUAAACCAGACAACAGUUUCAUUUUUUGUUUUGUUUUUAAA
Molecule: messenger RNA, 6939 nt
Organism: Raphanus sativus (radish)
Lineage: Eukaryota; Viridiplantae; Streptophyta; Magnoliopsida; Brassicales; Brassicaceae
Product: BEACH domain-containing protein A2-like
Exons: 8
Coding region: 122-6613 (2163 amino acids)
Molecular function (GO): protein binding
Source: RefSeq, a predicted model, not a curated record